GUGGUAGCGGUGACUCCUUGGCUCAUGCACUAUAUGACACAACGCUCGCGAUGGAAGUCUAACGGACACACCCUUCGCUAAGGUUGGCACAGGCGCGACAACCUUGACAUUCCCUCACACUUCUGUCGGCAAGGGAAUGACUCCCAUAACGAAUGAUUUGGAUCGACUAUACAACUUUUCCCCUUUGAAGACGAUUACUGACACGGAGCGCGCAGGUCAUCCCGUGGAUAAGAAGACCGUGCAGAACUCUGGUCUGAUGGUUGAAACAUGGAGAAACAACCGCUUGUAACGACGCUCAGCUUGUCCAUGAGCCUUCUGUCUCUAAUUCUACUGGUUACCGCUAUUUUCACGGACCACUGGUAUGAAACGGACACCAGGCGACACAAAGAAAACUGUGAUCAGUAUGGGACUGACUCCAACGAUCAGAAAAACAGGGAGAUGCCCAUUUACCACCUGCCGCUAGUUGACAGCGGCAACCCCAGGCGCAACCUUGCUCUGAUGAAACCUAUCCACGUCGGAAGCAGAGAAGAGGAAUUGCUCGAAAAUUGGAGGGCGAUUUUGGGAAUGGGGAUUUUGGAGACGGAGUGUGGGAGACCGCUGUUCUCCACCUAUUCUGGUCUGUGGCGAAAAUGCUACUUUCAGGGUAUUGACCGGGAUAUUGACAAACUCAUAUCAAAAGGUAUUGCAGAUCAGUGCACUACUGUAAAGUAUCACUUCUCCCAGCCCAUCCGGCUCAGGAACAUCCCUCUGAACCUCACCAGGACCAUCCAGCAGGACGAGUGGCACCUCCUGCAUCUCCGGCGAAUCACAGCAGGAUUCCUGGGGAUGGCAGCUGCCGUGCUGCUGUGCGGGAGCAUCGUGGCGACCGUGGGCUUCUUCUGGGAGGAGAGCCUAACCCAGCACGUCUCUGGACUCCUCUUCCUCAUGGCAGGAUUUUUCUGCUCCGUAUCCCUGUGCACCUACGCAGCAAGCGUGUCCUAUGAACUUUCUCGAAACCCACCUUUUAUCUACGGUCUCCCUGGCGACGUAGACCAUGGCUACAGCUGGUCCAUCUUCUGUGCUUGGAUCAGCCUGGGUCUCAGUGUGGCCUCGGGGUCUCUCUGCACCACAUACCCCUUCGUGAGCCGCACUAGGGCCCUCCGCUCCAAAACCGCCCGGGAGUCUUCAGUAUGAGCCGCUCCUGGUUCACAUGGGGACCCCUUACAGCCCAGCUCCUGUGGCCAGUGAAGAUGGAACUUUGGAAUACUCACGUCAACAGUUUGAUUUAAUCCCUCAAAGUUUAACAUAAAAUGUCAAAUGUUUCCUGCAGGAGAUUGGAAUCCCAGCCUUGGCAUAGUGUUGGCAGGCACAAGUCCGUCAUGUAGUAUUACUCUACACAUUAAGGUGUUAAGUGCAGUGUGUUAGUGUUACAGAAUGUCAUCUAAGGCAUAUUAAUCUAUGUAUGUCAACACAAACGCCCUCCCAGCACACACAUAGUGUACACACAGGCAUUGACUUUGAUUCAAGAUAAUGUUUAUGUAAAAAAAAAAAAAAAAAAAAGACAACCACACAUAAAGCAUUAUGAGUGGGUAUAUAUGGGACUCUUAAUAUGAAGCCAGCUGUGGUGGGUGAAUAUGAGUUGUUUGUUACAUCUAUUGUCAUGUGAAACCCUCACAAUAGGGAACUUGUGUGGGACAGGUUUUCAGAUCAGGUGUCACAAUUUGUUGUAUGCAGCAAAGUGGAUUUUGUUUUGCUGACACUAUUAGUAUUCAGGACUGUGGCACCAUUGAUUACCAGGGUCAAGUACCCUUUUCCUUGUUGAAUAUUAAUCAGACACUCAAGGUUCGGCCUUCGUGCCAACUGAAAACCCUGUAUAUGUAAGCUGUGUACUGUAUGAAUGGCAUUGACUAUCAAUUGUUUUUAUUGUUGUACAAAAACAAUGCUGCAAGACAUUACUGGUCAAAUGUACACAACUGGUAGAUAAAAUUGAAACAAAAAAGUACUGAU
Molecule: messenger RNA, 1986 nt
Organism: Clupea harengus (Atlantic herring)
Lineage: Eukaryota; Metazoa; Chordata; Actinopteri; Clupeiformes; Clupeidae
Gene: tmem178a
Product: transmembrane protein 178a
Biological process (GO): negative regulation of osteoclast differentiation; regulation of cytosolic calcium ion concentration
Cellular component (GO): endoplasmic reticulum membrane
Source: RefSeq, a predicted model, not a curated record